GUGAACAGCAUAUUUUAUUGAAUUUUUACUUAAGUUGAUUCUUUUGUUAAGACUGACACAAUGACGUUUGUCACUGACUCUGGCCUAAGCAAAUAUCCUGCCUGUUGAAUAAUAAAUAAAUUCUGAAUUUCGCUACUUUGCAGAUUGAUUGUUUGCCGAUUUUUCCAGUUGAUCAGUUAGUUGGAGUUUCGCUAUUUAUUUUUCUAAUAACGUUGCUCAUAGGAGAUUUAAUUGUCCUCGGGACUGACAGUUAAACGAACCCAACUGUAUACAGUUAUAUCAGAUAAAUAACGGGUCGUCUGUUUGCUGUAUUGUUUAGCGGGUUUUUAAAAUAUUGAGCAUGGUUUGGCAAAUGUCAAUGCUCUUUCGUACUUGAUACAGCAUGACCUCGCUACUUUGUUUUUGAAAAUUGAACUCUUGUUUCUUUUCUUUUCGGAUAUAUGACUUUAUUGGGACUUAAAUUACUGUACUGAGGAUGUUCUGUAAAAUGUGCUGCGGUCCAGAGGAGUUGGAACCCCCCAAGGUUGCCUUUUUUCCCAGUGAACGUCACUGGACGUGGAAGCCCUUACAACGUGCAUACAGACAACGCAGUUUAGAGCAGCAAAAACAGAAUAAAAUGGUGGAGUCAAAACGAAGUGAGACAAUAUUAAAGAAUUUAGCUCAAGAAUUGCUAACUGAUGAAGAAUGUCAACUUUUUAAGCAAGCUUUGCAUCAUUUUCGAGUCUCACAUUCAGUUCCAACAUUGUGCCAACAGCUUAAACAAGUGAUAAACACAACUUCAAAAAUUCUUUUGUUGGUGGAAUUAAGUAUGCGCAUGCCAUCAAAUCUCCAGGAAGAUUUCCAUAGGUUAUGUUCAUUACAAUUUCCAAAUUACGAUUCAUAUCUUAAAAUAUUCAGGAGUGGUAAUUCUAACGAAAUGCCACACAUAAUUGCUCAAGACUCCUCCGGAAAAAUCAGAAUUGUUUCAAGAGGAAGUGAAAAGAAGAUGAUGAUGAAAUACAAUAAUCAAAAACAGACAUAUGAGUUGCGCUCACUGCCAGGAACCAGCAUUACUAGCGGUGUUUACAGCAAUGGUAGUGAUAGUGAGGACGAUUUCGAUGAAAUUGAAGCAAUUAAAGACAGUCAGGGUACUGGCAGAGCAACACCUGUUCAUUUGAAAGGGAAGAAGAAUGUCCAUAAAGUGUUUCUGAACCGCCAUGAAGAUGGGAGUCUGGGUCUAGGUAUUACAGGCGGGAAGGAAUAUGGGACAGAACUGAUUAUAAAUGUUGUCGAGGAAGGCGGACCUGCAGCUUUGCAGGGCUUACAGGUGGGGGAUAAGAUAUUGGAGGUGAAUGGUCACAACUUCCACAACAUUACACAUGCUGAGGCUGUCAUGAUCAUGAGAAAUGCUUGGAACCUCAUUAUAUUGAUAGAGAGGCCCGACGAAAAUGAGGAAAAUACAGAUGCUGUUGACAGAACUACCAUUCGACAACAGAUAAAGGACCUUGAACUUGUUGUGUUUCCAUCCAACACUGGACGACUUGGCUGUGUAACACAAAGACUUCAAACAGAUGACUUGCUUGUAAAGAGUAUAGAAAUGAAUUCCUCUGCUGAAAAAGCUGGACUGAAAGUACAUGAUCUUAUAUACAAGGUUGAUGGUGUAAGUGUACGAGAGUUGUCCGAGAAACAGAUUGUAAUGCUUACCAAUGCAAAGAGAAUCAAUAUGAACGUCAAACGAUAUGUCGAAUUUGAAGGAGGAGAAGAGGUUGAUGGUCCUGGAGUAAAUUUUCACACACCAACGCCACAGAGACCAUUCAGGAGAUCGGAGUCAGAGCCUCGAUCAGAUGGAGGCCGCCAUAACUCCUCGGAGUCCCGUCAUUCCAGCCACUAUUCAGGAUAUCCCUAUGUGUCCAAAACUGAGAAACAGAGAUCGGUAAGCGCCUUUAACUCUCACUCCGCUCACCAAAUGGCUGGUCAUCCAGAGCAUUUAGUUUACGGUAAUCGACCAGCACAGGAAGCUAACUGGAUCAUUUCACCAAAGCCUCGCGAACACAGAUACACCCAGAGAAGAGGAAUGGUGGUAAGGGGUGUAACUCCGCAUUCAUUUCCAAUUCAUGGCCGUAGUCGCUCUGAAGAACGUUAUCGUUAUGAAGCACGUCCUAAAACUGUAGUAAGAGAAAUCAGUGUACCCAGUGGUAGUAAAUCAAGAUACAUUCGAAAUCGUUCACAUUCGCCGCAUAAAAACACGAUACAGCGCGUACAUCAUGAGGACAAUGUGAUAAGAGCUAUACAGAUGGGUCUCGAGAAACGACAACAUGCUGUAAGACGGUCUCUCUAUCAGAUGCCCGAUCCGGUUGACUACGAAUGGGAAAUUUAGCAGGAUAUAAAUAGACAUAACUUAUAAACUAAGUCAUAGGAAAUAUCUCUCCUUUUCUAAAAAGAAGUACUGCAAUGAUAUUGAUGGUUAAAAAUGAGAAGAAAACUUAAAUGCGAAAACGAGAAUGUGGUUGACACAAUGAUAUGGAAAAGUAAAUUAUGCUGACAUAUAUUUUAUGCUGACAUACAAGUGUAUCAUGAUAUGUACAAUAAUGUCAUACUGAUAUACUGUAAUGCUGAUAUUUUAGUGUGUAAUGCUGAUAUGUCAGCACAUUAGCAUGUUAUACUGAUAUUCGAGUAAAUUAAGCUAAUACUUUAGUUAUGUCCUGUUGGUAUUCUAGUAAUUUAUGCUGAUAUUCUAGUAUGUUAAGCAGAUAUUCUAGUAUGUUAUGCAAGUAUUCUAGCAUGCUAAGCUUGUAUUCUUGCAUGUUAUGCUGAUAUUCUAGUAUGUGGGGCAAGUAAUCUGGCAUGUUAUGCUGAUAUUCUAGUAUGUUAUUCUGACAAAUAUAUUAUGUCAUGUUAACAUAUAAAAAAGCUAUUUUUGGAUUAAAGACUAGAAUGUUAUGCCGACUAAAAUACUAAAUUUUAGAAAUCCUUUUACUAAUAUUUAUUCUGUUUCUACUUUUGUUAAUAAAUAAGAUUUAUUGCAAAAGAUUUUGGAUACGGUAGUUGUUGUUGUUGUUGGAAGGUAGUGUUAAAAUGAUGACUAAAGUAUAUUUAUUGCUAGAUUAUUAUUCAUUAUUCCAGUUUUUAGCUCACCUGUCACAUAGUGACAGGGUGAGCUUUUGUGAUCACCCUUCGUCCGUCGUCCGUCCGUCCAAAAUUUCUUGUGAACAAGAUAGAGACCACAUUUUGCAAGCAAUUUUGAUCAAACUUGUACAAAACAUGUAUUGGCAUGAUCUCUCAGUUCCUUUCAAAAACUGGCCAGAUCCCAUCAUGGGUUCUAGAGUUAUUGCCGUUUAAAGGGCCAGAAUUUGCUAUUUUUGUGCGUUAACAAUUUCUUGUCUGCACAAUAGAGGUUUCAUUUAUGAUUUUAUUUUAACCAAACUUGCACACAACUUGUAUCACCAUAAGAUCACGGUUCCUUUCUUGAACUGGCCAGAUCCCAUUAUGGGUUCCAGAGUUAUGGUAGCUAUUUUGACCUUGUCUGCACAAUAGCGGCUUCAUUUAUGGUUUUAUUUUAACCAAACUGGCACACAACUUGUAUCACCAUAAGAUCUCGGUUCCUUUCUUGAACUGGCGAGAUUCCAUUAUGGGUUCCAGAGUGAUGGCCCCUGAAAGGGCCAGAAUUAGCUAUUUUGACUUUGUCUGCACAAUAGCAGCUUCAUUUAUGAUUUGAAUUUAAUCAAACUUGCACUAUACUUGUGUCAUAAUAAGAUCUUGGUUCCUUUCUUGAACCGGCCAGGUCCCAUAAUGGGUUCCAGAGUUAUGGCCCCUGAAAGGGCCAAAAUUAGCUAUUUUGACCUUGUCUGCACAAUAGCAGCUUUAUUUAUGAUUUGAUUUUUUACUAAACUUGCACACAACUUGUAUCACCACAAGAUCUUGCUUCCUUUCUUCAGCUGGCCAGAUUCCAUCAUGGGUUCCAGAGUUAUGGCCCCUUAAAUGUCCAAAAUUUGCUAUUUUGGCUUUUGCAGCCGUAUAGAGACUUCAUUUAUAGUUUUUUUUUUAAUACAAACUUCCAAAAUAUCUUCAACAACAAUAAAUCGUAGGUUCCAGAGUUAUUUUAUAUAUGAUUACCUCCCCUGAUUGCAAUCAAAAUGGAUUUAUAUCAGUAAGUACUUAUAGGACUUAUUUGAAAUUUCAUUAUUGUUAUUAGUUGGACUGAGACAAUCAGGGUAGAUAACUAUGGACUGAUUUUAUGUCAAAUUAUCUCCCUUUAUUUCAAUUUAAAAUUGCUCUAUCUCCAUAACUAAUGAAGAUACUGAUCUGAAAUUUCAUUUAUGUCAACAGAUUUAUUUGGCAGAUCCUUCUUUUGUUCACUUACAGUAUGUAUUCUUUUUUUAAUUACUUCCUUUUUACAUUACUAUAAAUAGCUUAUUUUUAGUAACUUUUUUAUGAUUGGUCGUACGGAAAAACCCGAGACCACUUUUCUGUGGUACAACAUAGAUGGUUCUUCCCAAUUUUUAGGUGUAUUUUAACAUAUCUAUACCUUGUAAGAUUUUUUUUUUCUUUUUGGUUAAAUUUCUUCCCUUUGUUGUUCCUGUCCUUUGGACUUAGAUAUUUUUUCUUAGGACCUUCUUCUCCUCAUGUGCAAUGAUAACAGGUGAGCAAUAUAGGGCCAUCAUGGCCCUCUUGUUGUGAUUUUGUGACUAAUAGUGACACGACGUAUCUGUGACAUACAGAGAAAAUAAUUUGUGCAAAACAGACCUCAAAGGAUAACUUUGUCACAACAUAAAAGUACACCCGUUUCUGUCUGUGAAACACAUGAGGAUAUUUAGAAUACAGUAUUUUGAGAUGUUUUGGACAUGGUUUUUAACUGGCCAAAUUGACUUGCUCUAAAGCACGGCAAUUGCUAGUACAAAGAUAAGCGAGGAUAUUAUAUGAAUCUUUCACUGGUUGAAGUUGUGGAUGGAAAUAUCUGGAUUUGGGUAACUGUUCAGAUGGUAACGAGGCUCUGCCGAGUUACUGCAAAACAGUUACCCGAGAGCCAGAUAUUUCCUUCCGAACUUUGCCUGGAGAGGAAUUCUUUUUCUUGCAUGCCAUAUUAUACAAUUAACAGGAGAAAUAAAGUAACAUGAAUGAUUUUUCUUUUAAGCGCUAUAUUAUUAAAGUAGCUUAUGAAUUUAGACAUUUAUUAAUAAAUUACAGCAAAGGAGUAAUCUUGCACCCCUUGGUGUAAGACCAGUUUUUCAAAACACAGGAAGAUCCUGUCUGGCAUGCGUGAAAACAGUAUACAGUAAGGUAUACACUUAUACCUGAACUAUAUCAAACUAUUGUUAAAACACUCUUAUUACAAAAUUAUUCUAGUCUUUACUUUGGCCCAUCAAAUAUUUACUAAAAAUUAAAAAAGAUCUUUUUGCAGCAUGAAAAGUUGUGAAUAUUACACAAAUAAAAAAACGCUAUCCUGCUAUAGAGCUACAAUUGUACAAAAUAUGACUAUGCCAGAAAAGCUCAAAGAACGGUAAUAUUUGAGCUUGGCGCAGGUACCUCACUGUGUCGGUGUGAUGAAUGAAAGAUAAACACUUUUUCUUUUAUUAGGAAUUUUAUUAAGACAUAAAGGUUUGAAUUUGAGCAUGGACAGUGACAGGAUAGUCGUAAAUGACCUUUUAGCUCAAGAAAUAAUCUUCAGAAAAAAUAAAUAAUUUCUGUUUAUUGCGAAUGACUGUUUGUCCCAACACAAGUGCCAUAGUCAUUUCCAUCAGCUGUUAAAUAAUGUCGUUCUUGAUUUAAAUAUGGUUCUAAAAAUAGAUUAAGGUAGUGGAUGUCAAAAAAAUCCGUAAUUUCCGUCUAUUGCGUAUUCUUUAUGUGCAAUUUUGGGGGUUCUAGGCUGGUACAAAGAAAUGUACUCAUGAGCUAGCAUUAUUAGCAGAAGAAUAUCAAAAUAUUUUAAAAUAGCAUUGGAGAAAAAGUAAAUCGCUCGAAAAUUAUCGAUAUUGUUGUUGAUCCACUACCUUACUAGGGAACUGUUUUUGAAAAUCGUUUCAUUUGUGAUUGUUCAUACCAAGAGAUACUCAACCUUUUUGCAUAUUUUUAUACAAUUUAAAUAUUCAGAUGAUACUGUGUUCCUUUCAAAAUCAAAAGUUUACUCAGAACCUUACUCCUACAUCUUCAGUUUACAGCUUUUGAAUACUUUAUGGUCAUUUUUUGCACUGCCAGCUAUUUUGUCUGUACAAUCAUUUCAUGUUUCCAUUUCUCUUUUGAGAAAUAUGUCUGAACAUUAUACAUGUAAAAGUGAAAAUAAUGUAUUAUGCAUGUUUUAACAUGACUCAAUGGGUAGAUAAGGAAAAAAAUAAAACUUCCGUCUUGGAAUUUCUUAGCAGUGUUCUUUCAUAGUUGCUCAGAAAAAAUGUCUGUCUCAAUAUAAUUACAGUCAAACCUGUUCUUAAGACCACCUAGCUGUAAAAACUGUGUUAUCUUCUUAUUUUGUGGAUAUGAAAUCUUGUUGAUUUUACUGGUAGAAUUAGUUGGAAUUUUCUUUGUCCAUUGAGAUUUUUGUAGGUGAGGGUCAGGGGUGGAGGGUAAACUUAUGGAUUUCACAUUUUACUGAUAAAAUUAGUAGGAUUUUUCUUUCUCCACUGGGAUUUUUGUGGGUUAACUCAACAAAAGUAAAUCAUCCGAAAAUUAAUGAUUUCUUAGUAUUGUCACUUCAGAAGAAAAUCCAGCCGGUCCCACAAGUAAAGACCACAUUUAGUUGUCCCAGGUGCGGUCAUUGUUUACAGAUUUGACUGUAUUCAUAACAAAUCAUUUUGUAGCUUUUUCUUGUUUUUCAAAUUAAUUUAUAUCUUGUGUGUUUCCUGUAUCAUCUUCUAUUUUGUCUUUGUUUUGUUGUGUUAUUUUUAACAACCGUCGCAGUUUUUUUGUGUUUUUUUUUUUUUACAUAUGAAGACAUAGUCAGAUUGUAUGUUAUAAUGUUACAUACUGCCCUCACGUUUUAUGGAAAAAAUGAAAUAAAUCUUAGAAAUUAAACCAAAUUUCAAGAAAAUGAUUAAUAGAGCAAGCAUUUAUUUCUGGCAGAAAAGGUGAAAAUCAGUUCAAAAUUGUUAAUUGUAAUCUUUUAAAUUAUUUAUCCAACAUUAGAAAUUGUACUAAUUUUACUAAUACACUAGUACAUUGUACUGAUACUAUACGGUAUUCCUCCUUGAGGGAACAGACUGGUAACAACAGAGCAUUUAUAUUUUUAUUUUACAGAAUGAAUGUAAUAUAUAAUAGAGUUUUUCUCAUCUAUUUUAGUUAAAUAGUUAUCUGUAUCCUCUGGGUUGGUGGAUGGGGUGGGGAGCAUGCUCACAAAAUAUCUUUUGAUUUUAUCUAAGUUUGAGAUUAAAAUUUUGAUAGAUCUAGCCAAUUUCACUAGAAUUUCAUAAUAAAAUUCCAGUUGAGAUUGACCAUCAGUACAAAAGAAUCACUUGCAAAUAGUUAUUUAUAACUAAACAUUUAAUCUUAAACAAGUAAUUAAGAUAUAAAUGACAAAUAAAGUUUAAUUAUUCAACUCAUAUGAGGCUGAAAAUGUUUUGUGAACAUGAGGCCUGUACUUUGUUUGCAGAGGCAAGGAUUUGAGGGAAUAGAGAAAAUGAUUUAUCCGAAUUUGACUACUGGUAUGUGACAUUUUACGUGAUUGAUAGGUUCCAAAUGAACGUUGUAAUUUGGUUACAUUUUUGCCAAAUUUCAAGAAUAAAAUACACGUAAUGAGGAAAUCCUAAGGUUAUAUACUGUGAUAUAUACUAGAUUAGUUGUGCAGUUGAUGUAUUAUAUGUGUGGGUCGUCGUGUAAAAAAGAACAUGACGACGCAAGCAUGUACACAUUAAAUUUAAAGUAGAUUUAGAAUAGGUUUGUUCCAAACUAUUCUUAAGGUAAAACAUAAAUUUUCUUAGAAUCUAAAAAAGAACUAAGAAACAUAAUUAUAAUGAUUCAUCUUGAUGGCAAAAAAAGUCGUUAACUGCAUUGACAUAGAGAAGCACUUAUCCACUUUUUGCAUGGAGGCGUUUAUUAUAUUUUAUAGAUUUCAUCAGAAUUAAGUCAUCAUAACUAUUCCACAUAAUUUAAAUACCUUAAAUAAAAUCAUGUGUAUCAGUACAUUCAUAUAUAUCAGCUUUAAAUACUGUUCACGACCUGUUUUUCAUUAUAACUCAUACACUCUAAAUGCCAUAAUUAACACUAAUCUCUUCAAGAUGUCUUAGACGUCAGCUUUUGCUUACAUGAAGUUGUCUGGAUUUCUAUUUGGAAAAAAAAAAAUAGUUUUCAUAAUAUAGCAUUAAUCUUUAUCAUAUCUGGAUAUUGAUGGCUCUAUUUAUAUUUUCUAUACGUAAAUAUCAGCAAAAUAUUUCACAUACAAAAAUGCUGCGUUAUGCAACGACAAACUUGGGAUUUAAUGUUGUUAAAUCCAGGGCCAGAAUUCUUCAGUUUCAGUCAAUUGGAGAUAAAAUUGGUCACCUUCACAAACUUGUGUGUUGUAAAAAUAUAUAAUGGACUUGAUGGUUUAAGAAAGUCUAGACUUCUAAAAUCAUUAUCUUCAGACUUUUCAAAGUUGAAUAAGAUUUACACAAAAUGCAACUUAUUUAUAUAUCUUAGUGUUGAAAUAGGAACUUUUUUCAAGUAGUAUCUAUAUACGUUUCCCAACAUAUACUUUGUUUAUACACUUGUUGUAUAUGCCUUGGUUGGAAAUCUAAAUAAAAAUUUGUGAAAGAAUAUAA
Molecule: messenger RNA, 8702 nt
Organism: Mercenaria mercenaria
Lineage: Eukaryota; Metazoa; Mollusca; Bivalvia; Venerida; Veneridae
Product: tyrosine-protein phosphatase non-receptor type 13-like
Exons: 7
Coding region: 476-2356 (626 amino acids)
Cellular component (GO): plasma membrane
Molecular function (GO): protein binding
Source: RefSeq, a predicted model, not a curated record